Molecule: messenger RNA, 702 nt
Organism: Cryptococcus wingfieldii CBS 7118
Lineage: Eukaryota; Fungi; Basidiomycota; Tremellomycetes; Tremellales; Cryptococcaceae
Product: phosphoglycerate mutase
Exons: 8
Coding region: 1-702 (233 amino acids)
Biological process (GO): ribose phosphate biosynthetic process
Molecular function (GO): sedoheptulose-bisphosphatase activity
Source: RefSeq, a predicted model, not a curated record
AUGCCCAAACGUAUGCCCAGAGUGUAUCUCAUCCGCCACGGCGAGACUGAAUGGUCUUUGAAUGGCAGACACACUGGUGUGACUGAUAUUCCCCUGACCGCCAAAGGCGAGCAGAUGGUCCUCGAUAUGAGCCCCCGCAUGAUCGGUCCUGGUAAGUUAAUCCAGCCCGAGCACGUCCGCAACAUCAUCAUCUCCCCCCGCGCACGAGCAGCCCGAACCGCUGAGCUUCUCUUUGGCGAGCACAAACCGCCCAAAGCAAACAUCACAACCGACCCCGAAGUCUCUGAAUGGGACUAUGGAGCAUACGAGGGCCUGCUCUCUUCAGAAAUCGCGGCGCAGAGGCCGGGGUGGAGUAUAUGGAACGACGGUUGUCCGGCUGGUGAGACCCCGGGAGAGAGUCCUCAGGAAAUCAGCGAUAGGGUGGACCGGGUCAUUGCGAGGGUCAGGGCUAUCCAUAGCGCUCACAAGGACGAUGCCCUGGGCUCUGACGACGCCAAUUGCGCAGACGUCCUCAUCUUUUCUCAUGGCCACUUUUCGCGAUGCUUUAUUGCAAGGUGGUGUGAUCUACCUGUGCAGACGGGAUAUCAUCUCUGUGCCGAGCCUGGAGGUCUUGCUGUCCUCGGAUAUCAGCACCGGUCUUUGGAUGAGCCUUCAUUGCUCGGUCUGAACUGGUACACCGAAGACGCGCUCGCGAAGCGUUAG